AUGCGCGUGGGGGCGCCCAGUCGACAACUGUGCUCUGCAUGGGCACGCGAUUUGGUUUCACAAACACGUCGCGGUGAUGUCAGUGGCCCUCAAACUUUAUCCACGAAGAUACGCACUUGCACGACGGGCGAGGAGGCGUUGACGAAGCAUAAGCCGUCGCCGCCUUCUACUACUUUAACGGCGGCGGAGUUUGCACAUAUUGCACCGAUGGUGUUGCUUCGUCAGGCGCUGCAGCAGCGUGCCGUCUCGGCCUGUGGUGUGGGUGUGAACGAGAACGCGAAUGUAAUUAGUCGGGCGGUGUUUGACCAGUAUUGUGCUGAAAUCCACAUAGAAAAUAGUGAAGAGGCUCUGCGCCUCUUGGCGGAGGCUGGCACUGUCGUCCCUAUUUCUGACGGGGAGGGAGUGCAUCUUCGGCCGCUCCAGUUGGUGCAUAUGCACGAAGACCUUGUUGGGGCGGGGGUGGCGACGGGGCCUUCCUCGCUUUUCUUUAUUGAGGAAGCCACGAGGCGAUUGGAGGCGGCACAGGCUGAAGAGGCAGCGAUGAGGCAGGAACUGCAACCCGCCGUCAUGCGAGCUGCCAGGUGGCGUAGACGCGUGUGGGGUGCGGCACUCUGCUUUGCAGGAGCUCAGUUGGCUAUUAUUUCACGCCUUACAUUCUUUGAUCUGGACUGGGACAUCAUGGAGCCUGUCUCGUACUUCCUUGGGACAGGUACCUCCCUCUUCUUCUUUGGCUAUUUCCUCCGAUAUGGGCGGUCGCACACCUACAGAGACUAUGAUCAAACAAUGCUACCAAAAAAACUGAAACAGUAUGCGCCCCGUGACUUUGACUGGGACAAGUAUAAAACCUUUUGCAACAAAGUCGACGCGGAACGAAGCACCUUGGAGAAAAUCAAGGCAUGGAUGAAGCAACACUAA
This is a messenger RNA of Trypanosoma rangeli, 915 nucleotides long. RefSeq names its product putative calcium uniporter protein, mitochondrial. The record is from RefSeq and is a predicted model, not a curated record. Bases 1 to 915 code for a protein of 304 amino acids. Gene Ontology annotation, biological process: mitochondrial calcium ion homeostasis; calcium import into the mitochondrion. Gene Ontology annotation, molecular function: calcium channel activity; uniporter activity. Gene Ontology annotation, cellular component: mitochondrial inner membrane; uniplex complex. The transcript has a single exon. Lineage: Eukaryota; Euglenozoa; Kinetoplastea; Trypanosomatida; Trypanosomatidae.